AUGGACUUAGCUGUCAAGUUUGAAGUAACCCACUUUGUAGAGGACGCUAGUGAGCGCAAGGUUCGUCACGAGAAGACGAAGACCUUUAAUGAACAAGCCCAAGACAACAAGAAAACGUCUAAGGGAAAACCCUUCCGAGGAAAGGGACGAUUCAAACCGAGCUCGAAUUCGAAGAGCAAGGAGACUCGUACCUGCCACUUCUGCAACAAGCCUGGCCACAUCAAGGCCAACUGCUUUGCGUGGAAGAAGGAGCAAGGGAAGCAGGGAAACGAGAAGUCACGUCUGUGA
This is a messenger RNA of Phytophthora nicotianae INRA-310, 288 nucleotides long. RefSeq lists its product as hypothetical. The record is from RefSeq and is a predicted model, not a curated record. NCBI's taxonomy places the organism in Eukaryota, Oomycota, Peronosporomycetes, Peronosporales, Peronosporaceae. Gene Ontology annotation, molecular function: nucleic acid binding; zinc ion binding. The transcript has a single exon. Bases 1 to 288 code for a protein of 95 amino acids.